CCUAUUUCAACACCAAACACACCAAAAAUGCCCACCCAAAAAACCCACCCCGUCAUCCACCACCGCCAAGCCAUAACCUCCCUCCCACCCGAAUCAUUCCCCAACCCCGCCCACGGCCACCUAACAUGGCGCACUCUCCUCUCCUCCCCUCAAACACCGACUUCCGACAUGUGCGCCGGUUUAGCAGUCUGUCCACCCCGCACAGGCCAUCUUUGUCGCCACCGGCACACCCAAGCGGAGAUAUACUACAUUACUUCGGGAUCGGGGCAUGUAUUUAUCGAUGGAAACGAGUAUGAGGUUUUUGCGGGCACGGUCGUGUUUAUUCCCGGGGAUGCUGAACAUGGGGUUGUUAAUCUGGGUGGGGAGCCGUUGGAGUGGUUUUAUAUCUUUCCGACGGGGUCGUUUGGGGAUGUGGUUUAUCGAUUUGAGAGGGUAUGGGGGUGAAGGAGGGGGAGGGGAAGGUGAGGGCUAAGAUAUAGGUGUCAGUUUGGGAUAUGGUCUGCUUUAUGGAGCUGGGGAGAUGGCUCGUGACAGUUGAGAAGCCUGGGUGGUCUAUAGUUAAUAUUGUGGGUAGUUUUCGUGCGCUGGCUUACAGAAGCCAGUCAUCACUGGUAGUGUCGAGAAUCAGAC
Molecule: messenger RNA, 630 nt
Organism: Aspergillus eucalypticola CBS 122712
Lineage: Eukaryota; Fungi; Ascomycota; Eurotiomycetes; Eurotiales; Aspergillaceae
Product: cupin domain-containing protein
Exons: 1
Coding region: 28-444 (138 amino acids)
Source: RefSeq, a predicted model, not a curated record